Herpailurus yagouaroundi (jaguarundi) is the source of this 1381-nucleotide messenger RNA. It is a transcript of the gene HES2, whose product is annotated as hes family bHLH transcription factor 2. NCBI's taxonomy places the organism in Eukaryota, Metazoa, Chordata, Mammalia, Carnivora, Felidae. Gene Ontology annotation, biological process: regulation of DNA-templated transcription. The coding region runs from base 87 to 572 and encodes 161 amino acids. Gene Ontology annotation, molecular function: DNA binding; protein dimerization activity. The transcript is spliced from 4 exons. The record is from RefSeq and is a predicted model, not a curated record.
GCGCCACCCUCCCGGGACUGCCCCCGCUGCGCGCCGCUCUUUCCCUCCCGGCUCGGUCUGCGCGCCGCUUCUCCGCAGAGCAGAGCAUGGGGCUGCCUCGGAGGGCGGGGGACCCGGCGGAGCUGCGCAAGAGCCUGAAGCCGCUGCUGGAGAAGCGCCGCCGCGCGCGCAUCAACGCGAGCCUGAGGCAACUCAAGGGGCUCAUCCUGCCGCUGCUGGGCAGGGAGAGCUCCCACUGCUCGAAGCUGGAGAAGGCGGACAUCCUGGAAAUGACCGUGCGCUUCCUGCAGGAGCUGCCCGCGUCCUCCGGCCCGGCGGCAGCGCCCGCGCCCUCCGACGGCUACGGUGAGGGCUACCGCGCCUGCCUGGCGCGUCUGGCCCGUGUGCUGCCCGCCUGCCGCGUCCUGGAGCCCGCCGUGAGCGCUCGCCUGCUGGAGCACCUGCGGCGGAGGGCGGCCGGCACCACCCCCGACGGGGGGCGCGCUGGGGACUCCUGCGGCCCUCCCGCGCCUUCCCCGCCGGCCGCGCCCGCGCCCCCUGAACCUUCCCGCGGCCUCUGGAGGCCCUGGUAGCCCCCUAGCCAGUCCACGGACCCUGCUGGCUGCAAGAGACCUGGGGCGCUGGGCAGACAGAGGAAACCCGUGGUGCCAGCUGCUGUUCCCGUCACGAGGUAGCAGCCCAGCAUCCACAGGCCGGAACCUGGAUGUUUGUGAUCUGUGUGGCGACUGAAGGUCAUGCGGGCUCAGCUUAAGGCAAUCAGUGGAGCAGCCCAGCCUCACCCCAACUUGGGUGCGUCUAGGUGGAGGCGAAGGGGGAAGGUGGCUGCAGAGGGAGGAAGGAAGGAUCCCCCCACUGCAGCGACUGGAGGUGGGCCCUGGUACCAGGCCAGCCAUGCUCGGGCAGCUGGCACCAGCCCAAAGACUGGGCCAGGAGUCUGGUCACUGCCCUCCCAGUUGGGCCUGGCUCCUUAACAGCUCAGCUUUGGAACCUCUGGACACACAAUAGCAAUGGCCUGAGGGGCUCUAAGGGCCGGGCAGCCAUCACCUCUGCUCCUGGGCUCUCCUGUCCCAUGAUUUCAGUUAUAGGGACCGGGUGCAGCCAAGGCUCUGUGUUGCUGGGGUUGGGGGCAUUGUAACAGAGCCUUGGACUUACUUCCCCAGCGUUGUUACCUCUAGGGGGUCUUGGGGUGUGAGGAAGGGGUGGGGUAAGGAGGGUGCCCUGUGGCCUCAAGGAAGUUUGUCGCUUGGAGGGCCUGGGCCCAGCAGAGUCCAUGCCAAUGUGAGAUGAGCAGGGCCUGUGUGUCACCCAGAGCGGCAGAAAUUCAGGGGAUAAGAACAAGUAAAGGAGCGGGGAAACACCUUUCCUCAUUUUCUCUUGCAAA